GCCCGAGCUGGCAAAGCAGAUCUCUAGAGCUUCCUGCUGCGUCUUGGUACUAAUAGAGCCGCCGUCACCUCAACGUGGGAGUAGUUUGAAAACCUGUUGCAUAGGCGCUUCCAAGCGGGGCGGUCAGCUCUUGUCUCGAUUCCUAGCGUUCCUGCAUGCGUUUAGCAGUACUUUAGAGAGGUCUGUGGCGUACACAAAGCUGAUCUUUUUGUUGGGCACGUUCCCAACUGUAGCCAGAUAAAUCGAAAGGGGCACCAGAAUUCGUGGCAACUGCUUUAGAUCUGUGGCUUUUGAUCUUCCAGCGCAAUGUCAGCGACACGUGCCGCAUCCCUCUUUGAGCCAGGAACCUUUGUGAAUUUCCGCUGUGCUGCACACGCGUGCCCCACCCGGGGUGCGGCGGAGGCACCAGGAUGCUCCUUCUCGCACAUGCCUCUGCAGGCACAAUCCCGCCGGCAGUGGCAGCCCUCCAAGUCCCGAUCAUCUGGAUUGGGGCCCAGAAGUCAGUGGUGUGCCUCACAGCAGCUACAGGGCGAAAGUGGCUGUGAUCGAACGCACUCUCUUUCUGCAGCCAAUCAUUUUGGCGGGCACUUGCUAAGAAUAUUGCAAACCGGAACUGGAUGCGCAUCAAGCAGAAGCGAGCGGCGAUACAGGGGUGGUGUGCGCGCAGCGAUCAACAUUGACCGCAGGCGACACCUGGAGGAGGCGUUCAAGCGCCAGCUGGAGCUGGAGGCGCAGGCGGAGGAGGACAGCGGGACGUGCCCUGUGGACUGCGUCACGCCGGUGCGCAACCUAGCCGAGUUUCAAAAGGUGCUCGACGAAGCGGAGGCCAGCGACGACCUGGUGGUGGUGGAUUUCUACAAUGCUGCGUGUGGGUCGUGCAAGUACAUCCUGCCGCAGUUCGUCAAGAUGUGCAAGAGCGGGGGGCAGGGCGCGGGGGGCAUGGGCGGGGUCGUCUUUGUGAAGCACGACGUGAGGGACGAGUAUGACGAACUCACGGACCUGGCCCGCUUCUACCGCAUCCGCAUGGUGCCCAUGUUCGCAUUCUUCCAGGACGGCAGCCGCAAGGAGCAGUUCGCCACCCGGGACAAGCAGAGGGUGGAGCGCACCAUCAAGGCAUUGCUGAACCGGCGGAAAACGUUUCAGGAAACUUAUGGAGAUAGAAGUGAGCACGAAAAGACCAAUGGGGAUAGCUGAGUGCGGCUAGAUGCUACUGUUUGAUGCACUAGUGAAUACGUAAAAUAAGGGGAAAAGCUCUUAUCAUCAAAAGGUUCAACGUUCCAGUCAAUUGAUUGUGUUGUAUGUCUUAGUCAUAGGUUGUCGGAUCGUCCAUCAACAAUCAGGUCAAAUGUUUGGUAUUAGAUGUCCGACUGUACAGUGUAACUUGAAACGCUUAGUGCCGAGGCUAGACGCUAGCCGAGCAGGAAUAUAGAUCAGGUUUGCAGUGAUUGUACGUUCGAAAGCAAGGUAGUCCGCGUUUCCGGAUUCUGGCCUCAGUGCGAUAGUCACAAACCGGCGCGGCCAAGAGUGAUGGGCGCAUCCAAUCGCUUAAGUUGCAUCAGAUCCAGGCCCACCGUGCAUCAUCUUAAGGCGAGGCGACC
Klebsormidium nitens is the source of this 1598-nucleotide messenger RNA. The record is from the annotation of a GenBank genome assembly. Lineage: Eukaryota; Viridiplantae; Streptophyta; Klebsormidiophyceae; Klebsormidiales; Klebsormidiaceae.